GGGGCCAACCUGGCUAUGUGGAGACAUUGCCAAGAAACUAUCGUCUCGUCUGACUGACGUUCGGAAGCAAGUCAUGGAGCUCGGCUAAAUGUACCCUACUGGCGACCCUCGAACCUAUCCUAACGCGAUUGACCUUGGUACUUCCAUUGGCCUCUCUGCCGAGGCGGAUGCUCCAAUGUGCAGCGUCUUUUAUAUUACAGCUUUGCCCUAAUUCAGAAACACCGAGCCCAGACAACCAUGAAAAUCACCCCAACUACCCUAUCCCCCCGGUCCUGCCAUACCACCCCACCGCUUCCGUAGAUGCACCCCAGCAACUAUAUGCUGUCAAUUUCGUGCUGCCACCAUCGGAUUCAUGCACCAACCCAGGUGUUAUGUCAGGCGCAGACUCUUUGCAACGGAUUCGAGAAAAUACCCAGACGGUUUUCCAGGACCAAUCUACCACGGAGGCUCGCAGCGAGCCUGGUGGUGUCCCCUUGUACGUGCCCUUUAACACAUUUCCAAGCUCACCGGCCAAUGCACCACGGCAUUCUGAUGCUUUCCCUACUGGCUUACAAAGUGCAGCGGUAGCCACCGGCACGGGCGCACCCAUAUCGCCUGGUUCGUUUGGUACAGAAGAAAGGGAGGGUGUGACGCACAUCAAGAAUUUGGUCGAAGAGCCCUGGGAACUCGAACAUCCUCAACAUUUACCAAGCACAACGCCACCUCCAAGAAUCUAUGCUAGAAGUGCUACUGGUGACCAUUUCCGUCAUGCGCCAGGAGCUCCCCAGUCGACGCCACUUGAAGCCGACCAUGGCAUAGUAGAGGAGUGCCAGGAGUAGGAAUACAUACUGGUUCUGACCUGCAGGGUCGCCAUGGCAGAUUAUAAAGGACACGAGGGUCGUCAAGCUCGUGGUGGUUGUUCAAGCUUCAAGGACCAUGGAAGGUGCACAUGAGCAGCUGCGGCUGGGACUAGUGGUAGCAGUAACACAAUUGACCAUCAUAUAGCGAAAUGUGUAGUGAAUAGUGCAGAAUAUCAACAUGGCCGUGGAAAGACAAGUUGGAACGAAGGAACAAGGGCAACGUAUUCCGCUCGCUGCUCAUCUGUCAUCACAUUACCGCGGACGAUCAGACUAUCCAGUGGACACUCUGACUGUGCCAGGAAUGCCUUGAACUCUUCGUGAGGCCACUCUGAUACACCGUGA
Suillus subaureus is the source of this 1181-nucleotide messenger RNA. RefSeq lists its product as uncharacterized. The record is from RefSeq and is a predicted model, not a curated record. The coding region runs from base 168 to 818 and encodes 216 amino acids. Lineage: Eukaryota; Fungi; Basidiomycota; Agaricomycetes; Boletales; Suillaceae. The transcript has a single exon.